CAUCCCUGGCUGAGGCAAACUCGUUCAGCCCUUCAAUGCCAACAUCCCCCGCAUCUAUGAUAAACCAGUACAAAUUUGAAGAAGAACCAGAAUUAAGAGAUCUCUUCAUUACAGUUGAUGAUCCUGAAAGCCACAUUACAGCCAUUGAAACAUUUAUUACAUACAGAGUAGUCACAAAGACAUCUCGCUCUGAAUUUGACUCCAGUGAAUAUGAAGUUCGCAGGCGGUAUCAGGAUUUCCUCUGGCUGAAGAGCAAACUGGAAGAAGCACAUCCAACACUGAUUAUUCCUCCAUUGCCUGAAAAAUUCAUAAUGAAAGGAAUGGUGGAACGAUUUAAUGAUGAAUUCAUAGAGACUCGAAGAAAAGCUUUACAUAAGUUUUUGAAUCGCAUUGCUGAUCAUCCAACUCUAACUUUUAAUGAAGACUUCAAAAUUUUUCUUACUGCACAGGCCUGGGAACUUUCAUCACACAAGAAGCAAGGUCCAGGUUUGCUGAGCAGAAUGGGACAAACUGUAAGAGCUGUAGCAUCCUCAGUAAGAGGAGGAGUUAAAAAUCGACCUGAAAUGUUUACAGAAAUGAAUGAUUACAUGGAGACAUUUAGUCAGAAAAUAAAUGUAUUGGACAAAAUAGCUCAUAGAAUUUACAAGGAAGAAAGGGAGUAUUUUAAUGAAAUGAAGGAAUAUGGCCCCAUCCACACUCUUUGGUCGGCAUCAGAGGAAGACAUAGCAGACUCCCUGAAAGGUGUUGCCAGCUGCAUUGACAGGUGUUGCAAGGCUACAGAGAAACGAAUGGCAGGGCUCUCGGAAAACCUGCUGCCAAUUAUACAUGAAUAUGUUCUCUACAGCGAAAUACUCAUGGGUGUUUUGAAAAGAAGAGACCUAAUUCAAGGCGAGCUCGAUUCCAAAGUUGACGCACUAGCCAGUAAAAGGGCAGAAAAGGAUGCGAUCACAGAAGAAAUUGGGAAACUUGAAGACAAAGUAGAAUGUGCCAAUAAUGCUCUGAAAGCUGACUGGGAGAGAUGGAAGCAAAACAUGCAAUAUGAUAUGAGAUCAGCAUUCACGAAUGUGGCUGAGAAUAAUCUCCAUUAUUAUGAAGAGUGCCUUGCUACCUGGGAGUCCUUCCUAACAUCUCAAACAGUGGAUCUUCAUGUGGAAGAAGAUUCUGAAGAUCAGUCUUGAGUAAUCUUGGGUUCAUCUGCCUUUGCCCUGCAGUUUCUCCCAACCAAAGAAGUGCUCUUUACAUGAGAUCAGAUACAUUAUUAAAUAUAACUGUUAAAAGUCAGUGACACGCAGAAAACCAGCUUAUUGAAAACUCAGGUAUUCUAGUGUCCUGAAAUACUUUCUGAAUCAUGCUAUAUAUUGCUUUAUAUUGCUCAGUUGUGACUUUACAUAUUUUUAUGCAAGUGUUUGCAUACAAAUGUUUUCAUAAAUACUGCA
Messenger RNA from Tinamus guttatus (white-throated tinamou), 1436 nucleotides. NCBI's taxonomy places the organism in Eukaryota, Metazoa, Chordata, Aves, Tinamiformes, Tinamidae. The record is from RefSeq and is a predicted model, not a curated record.